Limulus polyphemus (Atlantic horseshoe crab) is the source of this 2541-nucleotide messenger RNA. RefSeq names its product E3 ubiquitin-protein ligase rnf213-alpha-like. The coding region runs from base 69 to 776 and encodes 235 amino acids. Lineage: Eukaryota; Metazoa; Arthropoda; Merostomata; Xiphosura; Limulidae. The record is from RefSeq and is a predicted model, not a curated record. The transcript has 5 exons.
AACACUAUCAGUAAGCUUUGGAUUUGGUUUUAACUUAGUACUACAUAUAUUGAUAACUUGAGUUUUUCAUGUGUUUGUGCAGCUUGCCAUUGUUACAAUACCAUUUUAGUAUUACAGUGAUGAAAACUGAGAAAAGAAAGAAUUGUUUUAAGACACCCUUGCCGUUGACUCUUCAUAACAAUUUAAUUGAGGACCUUGGCCUUAAGUUGGCAGAUGUUUGUGAUGUUCUAGACCUAGUGCAGAUAGCUGUGAAAUUUCUGUCUACUACUGGAGGAAAUGCUGGAAGUUCUUUAGACAGAUACUUGUUUGAUGAUUUACAUUACCGAAGCAGAAUUGGUCAAAAGUGUGAAUCCUUGUCAAAGUGCACUCUAGGACAGGUGUUACACCUGUGGCAGAUUCUGAGUGAAAGAAAAGCUGAACUUGUAUACUUGACUCAUCAGGAUCCUUUUGAGCUAAUUCCAGAAGAUUUUAAAGAACCUAUUGAUGAUGCAGUGAAAAAGUGCUUGUCAAAGGUGUCCUGGAGAGAAUCCUCGUGUGUAUGUACCAUUCUUUAUAGAUACAUCAUUGGUUAUCUACAUAAGAAGCCCGUGAAUGAGGAGACUGGGAAAGAAAAUUGGCCCUUAAGAGAUACACUUAUUGCCUAUUUAGAAGCUGAAGAGGAAGAUGUACCUACUAAAUCCCUCAACCAUUUACCAGAGGAACUCUUUCUUAAACAUUCAGUACAAACAUGGAUUACUUUGAUUGAGGUUAAAAAAAUGAAUAUGUCCCAAGUUUAAAAAUUGAACACUAGGAUAUAUCUAUCUAUAUAUAUUUGAGUUCACAUACCUCAGCUGCCAUGGUCACAGAAUUCAUUUAUAAAUUGUCAGAAAUAAUACUUUGUCAAAUAUUUUUAUUACCUUGAACUUAAAAAUGGAAAAAACAAACAAAAAUAGACUUGAGUUAAUAAUGGGAUAAUGAUGAUUUAAGUGGUGUUUAGGUUAAUUUCCAAAAAAAUGUCUACUUUUGAGGACUUUUUGUUGUAUCUUGAAGUUACGAAUUAACAUAAAAAAAUACCAAGUUUUUUUUUUCUGCUUUCUGUUAGGGUCUUGUCUGAUUGGAUAAAAUUUUAUAAAUCUGUGUUUAAAAGAAUCAUGAUUUAAUUGUUUUCACAAUAAUCUUUACUUGUAGUAUUAAAAAAGUCCACGGUUCGCUUAUAUUAUAGUAUUUUUUUAUAUUGCUGAGGAGUUUUUCAAGCUUCAUAAUAUUUAUACCUAUUUUAACAACCUGUGAUUUUUAAAACAAAGUUUACAAUUUUGCCUUUCAAUUUAGAAACAGUAUUAAAAGCAUAUUUCUUUUCUUCUUACUAACUUAGUCAAGAUAAUUUUUUUUAUGACAAUGAGUAUGUUAUAUAUAGUUUUUUAAAUUAUAUUAGUUCAUGUGUGAAAGAAUCAGUGCAGACAAAUCCAAUUUUUUUAAAACUUGGUAUAAAACAAGCUGGCUGUAAACCAGUAAUGAAACCGAACCAUGUAUUUGUUUAUAUUUUAAUAUACUGUUUCACAAUUGACAAAUAAGCUAAUAUCAUUAAAGAAGGUUCCUUUUUCUUUCUCGUAUUUUUUUGUUCACUUAAAAUUACCAGUAGUUUUCAGUUUUAUUUUUGUUUGUCAAAAUAAUGACGAAGUUACUAUGGUGCUUCUAUGUAUAUUACAUAAAAUGUUUUCUGAAUAAUAUUUUACAUAUCAGAUAAUUAUAUUGUAAUGAUUAUUUGGAUAUUUUAGCCUCUAAAAGACUGUCCUAUCCAUUCAAAAACCCAGACAUUGUUAUAAAUUCUACUUUGUUUCUGUUUUUAACCUCGUUUUUAAUAAAUUAUAACUUGUCUUUUGAUUACUCAAAUUAGUUUUGGGUACAUCAUAUAUUGUACGUGUUUUUUUUAUUUUCCCUUGCAGUUUAAAUUUUGAAUAUGUAUACCUUUAAGUAAAAAUAUUUUGUAGUAAAGGUUUCAGAUUAUUGAGUCUAAUUUAGACUUGGAAUAAAUCGUAAAGAUAUUUGUUUUGAUGAUGAAUCUGGAAAUGUAAUCAUGUAUUUUGGCAUCUUUUACGACACUUGACAGCUUUAAUAAUGAUAGAACUUACUUCUUUCAAAAACCAAUGUUGUACUAUUAUUUGAUAUCAAUCAGCAAAAGGUAUUCUAAAUCCUUAUUUACUACUUUAACAGUGAUCUUAAAAGCCAGAUUCUAUUCCAACUUUUGCAUGAAACAUUUCUUACAGUUAUUACUUGAGCACCACUCAUGAAAGUGAAUAUAAUUUCUUAUAUGAAAAUCUGUAACCUUGCUCAUGUUCCAUAACUUUUACAAUGAGUAUGCUGUUUCUUGUACUGAAACAAGCUACUGUAUAUGAUGGUGAACAAGAUGACCCCCAUAUAUCCACUGUAUAAGUCAACCAAGAUUUUAUAAUCUUGUAGCAGGAAGAAACAAGAAAAAUCAAUCGCCACCAUGCUAACUACCACAAAACAAUGGAAAAUUACUAAAUGAUGUAAAAUAAAGAGUAGAACAGUUACACUGAAAAA